Cucurbita pepo subsp. pepo (vegetable marrow) is the source of this 1226-nucleotide messenger RNA. RefSeq names its product annexin 8 (gene ANNAT8). Lineage: Eukaryota; Viridiplantae; Streptophyta; Magnoliopsida; Cucurbitales; Cucurbitaceae. Gene Ontology annotation, biological process: response to heat; response to cold; response to salt stress. Gene Ontology annotation, molecular function: phosphatidylserine binding; calcium ion binding; calcium-dependent phospholipid binding. Gene Ontology annotation, cellular component: plasma membrane; cytoplasm. The record is from RefSeq and is a predicted model, not a curated record.
AGAAAUUAAAUUCCAUUUAGAGAGAGAACAAUACGUUGGCAAUUAAAUGGACUGUUAAAAACAUAAAAACAGCUACCGUUAAGCUCUUCUGGCCAUUACAAAAGUGGCUGAAGUUGAGUAUAACUUUCAUCAACAAAGUUCUUCAAAACAAAAUAAAGAAGAAAAAACUCGAUCAAAUGGCCACUCUUAUUGCUCCCAAGUACUUCUCUCCUGUUGAAGAUGCUGAGAAUAUCAAGAACUCUUGUUUAGGUUGGGGAACAGAUGAGAGGGCCAUAAUCUCCAUUUUAGGCCACAGAAAUGCAACUCAAAGGAAGCUUAUAAGGUUGGCUUAUGAAGAAAUCUAUAAUGAGGAUCUCAUUCAUCAACUCAACUCUGAGCUUUCUGGAGAUUUUGAGUGCGCUAUAUCUCAAUGGACGCUUGAUCCUGCUGAUCGAGAUGCUGUUUUGGCAAACAAUGCAUUGAAAGCGUCGACACCUGAUUAUCGUGUUAUCGUCGAAAUAGCAUGUGUUCAAUCUGCAGAAGAUCUCUUGGCGGUAAAACGAGCUUAUCGGUUUCGAUUCAAACAUUCCCUUGAGGAAGAUGUUGCCUCUUCCACAACUGGGGAUAUCAGGAAACUUCUUGUGGCAAUAGUGAGUGCCUACAGAUAUGAAGGCGAUGAGAUUGAUGAAAACACUGCCAUUUUCGAAGCAAACAUUCUUCAUGAUGCAGUAAAAGGCAAAGCAUUCAACCAUGAAGAGAUUAUCAGAGUCUUUAGCACAAGAAGUAAGCCACAGCUCAUUGCAACUCUCAAUCGCUAUAGAGAUAUCCAUGCCACAUCCAUUACCAAGGGUUUGAUGGGAGACUCAGCUGAUGAGUAUCUUGCUGCAUUAAGAACUGUUAUCAGAUGCAUUAGAGAUCCAAAAAAGUACUAUGCAAAGGUUCUGCGAAAUGCGAUGAACGCAGUCGGGAUUGACCGAGAUGCUCUUAGCAGAGUGAUUGUGACAAGAGCAGAGAAAGAUUUGAAGGAGAUUAUGGAACUGUAUUUGAAGAGAAACAAUAUAUCUCUUGAGGAAGCUGUGAACAAAGACAUAGGAGGAGACUACAAAGCAUUUAUUCUAGCACUUUUGGGCAGUGAUGAACCUAUGGACCUUAAGGAUUAAGCUCUAAAAUAGUUUCAUUCAUUUUUUUUUCUCUACUUUUAGAAUAAGUUUGAUCAAACAACAUAGGACACUUUGGAUGAAUUCUAU